Messenger RNA from Peromyscus leucopus (white-footed mouse), 2894 nucleotides. RefSeq names its product X-ray radiation resistance associated 1 (gene Xrra1). The coding region runs from base 326 to 2707 and encodes 793 amino acids. NCBI's taxonomy places the organism in Eukaryota, Metazoa, Chordata, Mammalia, Rodentia, Cricetidae. Gene Ontology annotation, cellular component: nucleus. The record is from RefSeq and is a predicted model, not a curated record. Gene Ontology annotation, molecular function: protein binding. The transcript is spliced from 19 exons.
UUCGGGGUGCUGACGAGGCCUGAAAGUGGCCGCGGGGCUUGCCGGGACUUGUAAUUAGAAUCUGCGGUCGCCGGUUGCCGCCUACGUUGCUAGCCUUAGCGUCGCGGUUACUAAGGAGUGGGUGGGGAAGACUGUGGCAAGCGCCACCGUGGAGCGACUCCGAGAUUCCCGUGAGGCUCGCAGGCGUGCAUCCCGCCUGACGGGGACAUCGCCUCCGCGGACCGUACGGAGGCGGAAACGACGCCGGAGGCAGGUAAAGAAACAGGUAAAGAAACAAAAACAAAAAGGAGGCAAAGGAUCAUUCCCAAGGUCAAAGAUCAGGGAGAUGAUGUCUUCAGGAAUGUACAAAAUGGACAAUGGCAAGCCUUGCCUCAACAACUGCUUUCCAGCCAAAAGUCUCCUUCGGAUGCCGGAAGAAGGCCGGGGACACUGGUUAGUGGCUCGGAAAGGUAGCAUGAAGAAAGGUGUGGCUAAGGCAUCCACUGAAGGCCAGGAAAACCUGAAGAGGGUUUCUUUCGAGACUGGGUUGAAGAAAGCAUCUCGGCGGGAGAGCCAGGCAGACGUUAUUGGACACGUCUUGGACCGGGCUUUUCUGCUGAAGCACCACUGUGCAAGAAAGCCAUCAGACCUUUGCACUAUCAAUGUGAGCGGCAUGAAGUUCUCCAAGGCAAAGGAAAAGGACUUCAAACAUUUUACUUCUGUGAUUUAUAUCAACGCCUCUGAAAACCUGCUGCCUCUAGAUGCUUUUCACACAUUUCCAGCCCUAAAGGAACUGGAGCUUGCAUUCAACAGCAUCAAGAUGAUUUAUGUGAAAUAUGGAGACUUCAAGACAUUGGAAUUCCUGGACCUUUCCUUCAACAGCCUGACCGAGGAGGCCAUCUGUGAUCUGGGGAUUCUGCCGCAUCUCCGUGUGCUGCUCCUCACAGGCAACGGGCUCACCUCUCUGCCACCCAACAUGGCUGUCGCAGAACAGGAGGCAUCCGUAUCAUCACUGACAAGCAAGAAGUACAUCCUGAGGUUCCCAGCACUGGAGACCCUGAUGCUGGAUGACAACAAACUGUCCAAUCCCAGCUGCUUUGCCAGCCUGGCUGGGCUCAGGAGACUGAAGAAAUUGAGCCUGGACCAAAACAAGAUUUUCCGGAUCCCGUACCUACAACAGGUUCAGCUCUGUGAUGGAUCGGGGGACUGGGUUACAGAGGGGCCAACCCCCCAGAAAGAGCUGCAGACCCAGACGUGGAUAUUUGAGACCCCGGAUGAGCAACCAAAUUAUACUGUACUGCCCAUGAAGAAGGACGUGGACCGCACAGAGGUCGUGUUCUCAUCUUACCCUGGAUUUUCAACCUCAGAGACAGCCAAGAUAUGUUCCCUUCCUCCCAUAUUUGAGAUUCUUCCCGUGAAGUCACUGAAAGCGAGGAACCAGACACUGGCCCCACCUUUCCCAGAGCUCAGAUACCUUAGCCUGGCCUACAACAAGAUUGCAAAGGAGGAUGCUGUCCUGCCAGCGGCUCUCUUCCCCUCCCUCUGUGAGCUUGUCUUCCACAACAACCCUCUGGUGGCACACACACGAGGGAUCCCACCGCUGCUAAAGAGCUUCCUCCAGGAGCGCCUGGGCAUCCGCUUAGUUCGAAGGAAACUGGUAAAAUCUAAACACCAUAUUUUGAUGCCUCGGAAGGAAUCACGAAAGGUGAAAACUCACGUCCCCAAGGUGUCAAGGCAUUCUCUGGUCCCCCACCACAUGAGCUUGACCCCGGACAAGCCUCCCUCAGGUCUCAUGCUGGAGCCAGAGCCAGGAGCGGAAGCGCUGCCCUCUCCCGAAAACACCUCUCACGAGGCGCUGCUGGCCACAGAGGCCUCAGAAGGCACUCCCCUGACUCACCGGACCUUUGUGCCGAUGCCCCCCAUCUGCUCCGACUCCACUGUGCACAGUGAGCCGGGGUCCCACCCGAGCCGUGCGGCUGCCCUCUUGAGCCCAGAGCACCCAUCAGAUGAAGAUGCCAAGAGUACGGAGUCCAUCUUCCUGACCCAGGUGAAUGAGCUGCCACCCUCCACCGUCCACAAGGAAAAGUUAGAGGCAAAGGAGAGUGACCAAAAGAGGCCAUUAACUGCACCCAGAGAGGCCAAGAGGACGCGGAGGAAGCACCCGUCUGCCUCUGUGCACAACAAGUACUAUGGUUAUGAGGAACUGCUCACAGCCAAGCCUGACCCAGCCUUCGUGGAGCCCAAGGGCAUCCAGAAGAAUGCACAGGCCCUGCAUCGCAUGCUGAAGCAGCCGCUCAUCUGUCGUUCCUCCAAGCCCAGGCUGGACACUUUCCAGAAACCCUACGUCCCCAAGGAGAAGCGGGCUGGGAGGAUACCAAUCCCACCCCCACGGAAGACCCGAGCGCAGCUGCUGGAUGACAUCCUCAUUCGCAUGCGGGACCCUCGGAACGUCACUGAAGCUCCACUGGGCGCCGUGCUGCAGCGGCGUGCCCAGCAGCGCCUGGUGAACCAGAAGCAAUACCGGGAAGCCAAGAAGCUGCUCAAGGAGUUCCGUGCGCGCUACAGGCAGCUGGUGCGCAGCUCGCUGCGGACUGUGUUCACGGCCAGCCCGCCGCCCAGGCCGCCCACCCGCCGCGCGCUGAGCGCGGGCCAGCCCAAGUUGGGCCGCUUCCUGGAGUUCAUGGACGAGUUCUGCCAGGACACCACGGCCAGCGACUCGAAAGAGUAGAGCUAGGCACCGCCCUCCCCAGGGGCUAUGUGCCCUGGACCGUGCCCAGCCCUGAACAGAGGGGGCUUGGGCUCCAUCUCGCUUCGUGGUCAGCAUGUGGAGCUCGGCAGGACCUCGCCUCCGAGCCCGGCCAGGCUGCACCUGGUGGCUGGCCCAGCAGCAAUAAAGACUGGUGCAUAGAGCAAUA